Messenger RNA from Copidosoma floridanum, 2163 nucleotides. RefSeq names its product lysosomal phospholipase A and acyltransferase. The record is from RefSeq and is a predicted model, not a curated record. NCBI's taxonomy places the organism in Eukaryota, Metazoa, Arthropoda, Insecta, Hymenoptera, Encyrtidae. Gene Ontology annotation, biological process: lipid metabolic process.
CAGCAGACAAAGUCAAUCAUCCGAUCAGGGCCCCCGCUCAGUCGCUCCUCGCCCUUUUUUCCUCUACUCAUUCUCUUGUUAUACUUACUUUUGCAUAUAUGUAUAUGUGUAUAUAAUACUUGCAUAUUUGAUUUUGAUGUAUAUGUGUGUGUUUGUCCACGUGUUUGGUCUUUUGCAGUAGACUUGUUAGUUGUUCUCUGAAAUGUCGAUAACAUGCGAUUCACUGCAGUGUUGUGAUGUGAUGACCAGGCCAAUUCCAGCUCAGUUUCGAUUUUGACGGCAUCGGCGACGUUAAGUGUUAUAACUUUGAGCAAUAAUUAUACUCUUACUGAACCCAAACAAGGAAUUGCAGUACUCUUUGAAUUGAUCGAAUUAUUUUUAAUCAAUACAAAAAUAGUCAUUUCACGUCCGGAAGCAUUAAAAAAUAUGUACUAUGUUUCAAUAAGUCACUGACACAUAUAUACUUAAUCAAGUAUAACAAGUUUUAAGUUCUCAGACUCAAUAUAUAUAUAAAGUGGAAAUUGUACGAGCUAUGCGCUUAUUGGGACUGACAGUUUUUGUCACUGUACUCAUUUGCUACGUUUCAUUGAUUGAAACUUUUCGUUUUAGAGGAAAACAAAGAUCACCUGUUAUUUUCAUUCCAGGUGAUGGUGGUAAUCAGUUGGAGGCGUCACUCAAUAAAACUACAGCUGUUCAUUACCUUUGCGAAAAAGUAUCCAAUGGAUUCUUCAAUAUUUGGCUAAAUUUGGAACUUUUGGUUCCAAUUAUUAUAGAUUGUUGGAUUGACAAUAUGAAGCUCAUUUAUGACAAUGAAACACGAGAAACAAAAAAUCCUGAUGGUGUAGACAUCAGAGUAGCAGGUUGGGGUGACCCUUUUGUAGUGGAGUACUUAGAUCCCAGCCGAGCAUCCCCUGGCUCUUAUUUCAAUAACAUUGGGAACAUGCUUGUAACUAAACUGGGCUAUGUACGAAAUGUUUCCUUAAAAGGUGCACCUUACGAUUUCAGAAAAGGACCAAAUGAAAAUGAAGAAUAUUUCAUCCUUCUGAAAGCUCUCAUUGAAGAAACUUAUACAAACAAUAACAAUUCAGCUGUUACAUUAAUAGCUCAUAGCAUGGGAGGACCAAUGUCAUUAUUAUUUUUACAGCGUCAAACACAAUUGUGGAAAAAUAAAUACAUUAGUUCUUUGAUAACACUUGCUGGUGCUUGGGGAGGAUCUGUAAAGGCUCUUAAAGUAUUUGCCAUUGGAGAUGAUUUGGGCGCAUUGCUACUGAGAGGAAAAAUUCUAAAAGACCAGCAAAUAACUAGUCCAAGUUUGGGUUGGUUACUGCCAUCAAAAUUAUUUUGGAAGAAUGAUGAGGUGCUUGUAGAAACUCAGCUGAAAAAUUAUACAUUUGCUGAUAUGAGAGAAUAUUUAAUAGAUAUCAAUGUGCCAAAUGCUUGGGAGUUUCGAAAAGAUAACGAGAAAUACCAACUAGAUUUUAGGGCACCAGGAGUAGAGUUACAUUGUUUGCAUGGAGAAAAAGUACAAACUGUUGAAAAAUUGCUGUAUAAAGCUGGAGUAGCGAUCGAUGGUUCUCCAGAAUUAGUUCCUGGAGACGGAGACGGCACUGUUAAUCAAAGAAGCUUGGAAGGUUGCACUCAUUGGAAAGGACAACAAAAACAGAAAAUUUACCAUCAACCGUUUCCUGGAGUGGACCAUAUGAAAAUUUUAAGUGACGCGGGUGUUAUUGAUUACGUUAGAAAAGUUCUAGAUUUUAAUUAAGUGGCACAUGUUACCAUGCAAUUUUUUUUGCAAAAGGCUGUAAUGACUUGGAAUUUUUUUUCACUGUGUAAUGAUUCUUUAAGACUUGGUGUACAUAAAUUUUACGUUUGGUGUUAAGAAAAAUUAACAAUCCAGCAUACAACGAUAAAGAUGUAUUCCAUGAAAAAAAGGGGUAUCCUCGUGACAUGUAAUACCCUUGCAAUUUAUUUUAAACGUUUUAGCAUUUUUUGUAUAUACAGUUUACCUGAACAGCAAAUGUAUUUCUUAACCGAAAAGUAGUGCGUUACGUUAUGAUUGUAGAAAAUUGUUCCUACCUGUAAAAAGAAACUAAAGUUUAGUAUAAUGUACGCAAUAAUAUGUUUUUACGAAAACAAAUUUUUAAUAAACAAUAAAUACUUUUA